Messenger RNA from Saccoglossus kowalevskii, 984 nucleotides. Its product is annotated as alpha-mannosidase 2C1-like. Gene Ontology annotation, biological process: mannose metabolic process; oligosaccharide catabolic process. Gene Ontology annotation, molecular function: carbohydrate binding; alpha-mannosidase activity. Lineage: Eukaryota; Metazoa; Hemichordata; Enteropneusta; Harrimaniidae. The record is from RefSeq and is a predicted model, not a curated record.
AUGGCUUGUAAUGAGAUGUUUGGCACUGGUAAUGGUUUGAUAAAUCCACCAGAUAAGAAUAAACUAUUUACGUUAUCAAAGGCAGAAAUUGUUAUUUUUGACAGAGAUGUCUAUAAUCUAAUAAUGGAUUUUGAAGUUCUUAUUGGUAUAGUAAAGAAUUUACCAGAUGAUAGUCAAAGAGGAUACCAAGCUCUGUACACGGCAAAUACAAUGGUGAACAUGUGCAAUAUAUAUGACAGAGAUUCAUAUAAGAAAGCAAAGGAUUGUGCCAAGAAAUUCUUGUCUCAACAAAAUGGUGACAGUCAACAUACAGUACAUGCAAUGGGGCAUUGUCAUAUUGAUUCUGCAUGGUUAUGGACAUAUGGUGAAACUAAAAGGAAAUGUGCUAGAUCUUGGUCUUCAACUCUACGAUUAAUUGAAAAGUAUCCAGAUUAUAUUUUCACAUGCUCCCAGGCACAGCAGUUUGAAUGGCUGAAGGAUAACUACCCUGAAUUGUACAAGGAAAUUAAAACACAAGUAACAUCAAAGAAAUUUAUACCAGUGGGUGGUUGCUGGGUAGAAAUGGAUGGCAAUCUUCCUAGCGGUGAAUCCUUCAUAAGACAGUUCUUGUAUGGGCAGAGAUUUUUCAAAAAUGAAUUUGGAAUGAAAUGUAAAGAGUUUUGGUUACCUGACACCUUUGGUUACUCUGCUCAGCUUCCCCAAAUAAUGAAGGGUGCUGGUAUUGAGAGAUUUGUCACACAGAAACUGUCAUGGAGUCUUGUUAAUAAAUUCCCACAUAACACCUUUGUAUGGGAAGGUCUAGAUGGUUCACAAGUUCUUACUCAUUUUCCACCUGGUGAUUGUUAUACAAUGAAGGCAACAGUUGAAGAUGUAAGUAUUGGAGAAGUCUUCUUUGCAAGCAACCCUUCAGCUUGGGCUGGUUCCAAGGAAUCCAUGUGUAAUAUUGAUGGGGUUGCAGUCUUACUGAAAAAUUAUGGAAUCUAA